Messenger RNA from Hyla sarda, 627 nucleotides. Its product is annotated as regakine-1-like. Lineage: Eukaryota; Metazoa; Chordata; Amphibia; Anura; Hylidae. Bases 1 to 336 code for a protein of 111 amino acids. Gene Ontology annotation, molecular function: CCR chemokine receptor binding; chemokine activity. Gene Ontology annotation, biological process: inflammatory response; cellular response to interleukin-1; neutrophil chemotaxis. Gene Ontology annotation, cellular component: extracellular region. The record is from RefSeq and is a predicted model, not a curated record. The transcript is spliced from 4 exons.
AUGAGAACCGUGUGGACUCUGCUCAUCCCUGCGCUCCUCCUGGGUCACCUCGUCUGUCUGCAAGGUGCCGGACAACCAGUGCAGGAUUGCUGUCUACUGACAAGUGCCAGACGGAUCCCCUUUAAUUCCAUCGCUGGUUAUGAGAUACAGUCAAGGGACAAAGGAUGCCCCAUAGAUGCCGUGAUAUUUGAGACGAAUUCCAAUCCAUCCAGGAAGCUCUGCGCCACGUCCGGCAUUUCAUGGGUUAAUAAAUGGAUCAAAAAACUAGACAAACGUAAAAAAGUAACGAAGACUGAGAAGAAGCCGAAGAGAUCUGCGAGACCUCAGCCGGAAUAAGACGAGAUCCUCGUGUGUUUGUCAUGAACGAUGAAGACUGGAAACAUCGGACGGAAUCUACUCCCAUCUUUCUUUUAUUAUGGAUUGUUCUGGAAUGGUGGAUAGCGGAGACACCAUAAGAUGUUAUACGGAACGUUCCUCCUCUUCCUUCCUCGUUGCUAUCGUCUCUUUCAUAGUUAUGUGUAGAGUAUUUUAUGUAGAACAUAUAGUAACCAUGUUAUCCUGUACAAAUUACUAUUUCAGACCAAAGAUAUAUGAGGUAAAGGGUUCGCUAUCCCCAUAUACACAGUG